AUGAAUUUUAAAGUCUUUAUUAUUAUGUUGAUUUUUCUCAUUAGUGGAGUUCUUACUAGUAAAGUAAAAGAAUGCUAAGCAAAAUGUGAUUCUUAGAUUAAUAUUUGUAUAUAUACAUGCGCAUAAUCUUAAAUGAGAUAGUCUUUAGAGAGCUAAUCGCAAUGCAAAAAAAUGUGUGAUUAAGUUAAUAAAGAAUGCAAGAGUUCUAAAUGUUAUUUAGAUAAUUGA
Paramecium tetraurelia is the source of this 228-nucleotide messenger RNA. RefSeq lists its product as uncharacterized. The record is from RefSeq and is a predicted model, not a curated record. The transcript has 2 exons. NCBI's taxonomy places the organism in Eukaryota, Ciliophora, Oligohymenophorea, Peniculida, Parameciidae.